Molecule: messenger RNA, 714 nt
Organism: Moesziomyces antarcticus
Lineage: Eukaryota; Fungi; Basidiomycota; Ustilaginomycetes; Ustilaginales; Ustilaginaceae
Exons: 1
Coding region: 1-714 (237 amino acids)
Biological process (GO): mRNA processing
Cellular component (GO): cytoplasm; nucleus
Molecular function (GO): RNA binding
Source: RefSeq, a predicted model, not a curated record
AUGGAUGCAGCCGAACUCGAGGCAUUCGAGACGCAGCUCGCGGAUACUGAAAGUGCACUCCGAUCCGAUCCUGACAAUGCCGACCUGAAGGCGUUGCGCGACGAACUGGUCAAUCUCAUCCAGCUGUCCAAAUCCAUCCCCACGGACGAUGCCAACGAACCACCACCGCCUCCUCCCGAACCAAGUCCCCCACCUCCUCCCAGUGCUCCGAGUGGGUCACGUAUGUAUGCUGGGCCAUCUCAACGCUUCACCGUCGGCCAACAAGUAAACGCGCUCUACUCGGAUCGACGCUGGUACCCUGCACGCAUCGUGUCGCUCAGCGGCGAUCCUGCCAAUCCGCUCUGCACCGUCGUCUACACCGGCUACGGCAACUCGGAAACCCUCCCUUCCUCCUCACUCAAACCCCUCCCCGCUCAACCACAAGAUCCCACCCCUCCACCACCACCUCCUCCCUCAGAUUCGGCUCUACCACCACCACCUCCUCCACCGGAACCAAGGCCCCCAGGUCCACUCGACGACAAAGCUCGCAAAAAGAUGCGCACCGAAAAGAAGAUCGCUCGUCGAGAACACCAGUCCGCCAUCGCCCAGGCCAAAGCAACCUCGUGGCAGAACUUCUCGGCCAAAUCCAAGAGCUUGCCCAAGAAUAGCAUGUUUCGCACCUCAGACGACCCCUACGCCCGCGUCGGCAUCUCCAAAUCCCCCAAACCGCCGUAG